This is a messenger RNA of Xyrauchen texanus (razorback sucker), 2302 nucleotides long. Its product is annotated as TLC domain-containing protein 5-like. The record is from RefSeq and is a predicted model, not a curated record. NCBI's taxonomy places the organism in Eukaryota, Metazoa, Chordata, Actinopteri, Cypriniformes, Catostomidae. The coding region runs from base 100 to 828 and encodes 242 amino acids. Gene Ontology annotation, cellular component: membrane. The transcript has 3 exons.
GCUGAGAGAGAGGAGAGUCACGGAGGACGAGAGCACCCAUGCUGAGCACUGAAUAACUAUUCGGCCUAUGAAUAUGUUAUUGAGGUUUACAAAAUAAAGAUGUCGCCGUUGGUGUUGGCAGUCGGAGUAUGCUUAGCUGCGUGGAUCACUCUGUAUGCUUUGCUGUGUUACACAAAUGGCUCUUGUGGCUAUGAAUGGAACUGUCGGCUAGUUACACUGUUUCAUGGCAUCCUUGCAGUCUGUAUAACUGCUUAUAUUGGAUACAUAGAUGGACCGUGGCCUUUCACCAACCCAGGUACAAAUAACACCCCUCUGCAGAUCACUGCUUUGGUGGUCAGUCUGGGCUACUUCAUCUUUGACAUGGCUUGGUGUGUGUACUUCUGUACAGAGGGCCUGGUAAUGCUUGCCCAUCACACUAUUAGCAUCUUGGGUAUACUGCUAACACUGUGGCUGGGUGAGUCAGGUAUCGAGUCCUGCGCUGUGCUGUUUGGCAGUGAGAUCACCAACCCCCUCCUCCAGACUCGAUGGUUCUUGAAACAUUCUGGACGCUAUGACAGCUUCCUUGGAGACAUGGUUGAUGUUCUGUUUGUGCUGUUGUUUGCGAUCAUGCGGAUUUUCGUUGGAGGCACCAUGCUGUACUAUGAAUUGAUCUCUCCGAGACCAAAAUUCAUCAUUAAAUGUGGUGGUUUGGCCAUGUACGCCCUGUCCUGGGUGUUCAUGGCUGACAUUGCCCGUUUCGCAUACCGCAAAUCCCAGGUCAAAUACCAGCGCUGGAUGAAUCGGCAGAGGAUGGCAGAUGUCAAUGGGCAGGAUGUGAAGAGAGACUGAAAGAUCUAUAAACAACCAGCUGAUCGGCCUAUCAUUUCUAACACUAAAGGUGAGAAUUGGAAUCAGAACAGAGAUUCCAGCUAAUAUCAGAAUCAGAAUGCUUUAAUGAUAAUAAUGUACUGUGUGCUCACAUACACAAGGAAUUUAUUUUUGGUGAUAGGAUAAACAAGUGCACUUAGAACAUUACAGUGAGACACAGAAUAUAAAACAAGGUAGACAUAAAAAAUAAUAGGACAUAUUACAUAGAAUGCCAUAUGUACAUGUGCAAAUGGAAAUCUAUGUGAAAUGUAUACAGUUAUUGAAUUAAAUAUGUGUGAAUUUACAUAUGUUAAUGAAAUAUUUAUACAUUACUGCACUAUGGGAGUCCUUAGACAGUUUAAUUAUUAAUGAGGAGAAUGGCCUGAGGGUAAAAACUGUUCUUGUCUGAAUGUCCUGGUGCUCUGUAGCGCCGGCCAGAGGGCAACAGCACAAAGAGGGAGUGGGCAGGGUGUGUGAGGUCCAGAGUGAUUCUACCUGCACGUUUCCCCACUCUUGAGACGUACAGGUCUUGGGGGGUGGGCACCAAUAAUCCUCUCGGCAGUCCUGACUGUUGUAGUUUCCUUCUCUGAUUUGGUGGCUGAACCAAACCAGACAGUUAUAGAUGUACACAGGACAUAUCAAUGAUGGCCGAGUAGAACUGUGUCUGCAGUUCCAGUGGCAGGCUGAGCUUCCUCAGCUGGCGAGGAAGCUCAAGUAAUAUAGCUCAAGAGCUAAUGUUUAGAUGUUUACAUAUUUUUUAAACAUGAUAUCGACCAAUACAAAAUGUAUUUAUGGUUUUAAAUUUAUACUUUUAAUAUACACAUGAAAAAAACAUCUGUGCUGUAUUAGAAUCCUGAAAGAUACAGUUAACCCAAAAAUGUAAAUUGUCUCAUCAUUUACUCGCCCUCAUACCAUCCCAGAUGUGUAUGACUUUCUUUCUUCUGCAGAACACAAAUUAAGAUUUUUAUAAGAAUAUUUCACCACUGAAUGUCCAUACUGUGCAAGUGGAUGGUGGCCAGAACUUACAUUUUUUGGUGAGGGUGAGUAAAUGAUGAGAGAAUUCUCAUUUUUGGGUGAACUAUCCCUUUAAACAGUUUUCAGUUUGUAUUUGUAUGAUUAAUUCAAGAUUUACAAACCUCUUACAAUCAAAUCUAAAAUUAUAUAUGUGUACUCAUAUGGCAUAAAGUCUUUAAUCUGCUCAGCAAUUAAAAUAUUUGAUAUUUUUUGUAAUUAGCAAUACUACUUGUGAUAAAUGAAUUGUUUUAUUAAUGUUGCUAUUAUACAUUUUCGUUAUACUUCAGUGUGUGAACAUUUCUGAAAUAACCAUGAAACACUAAAUGUUGUGUGUAAGAUUGCUAAAUAAUCUGUGUAAGAUUAAUGACUCGAAUAACAAAACAAAUCCAGAGAGAAAUAUAAAGUUCUGUUCUGUAAUCAUUUUAAAAUUGUUGAGUAAUGA